Leptopilina boulardi is the source of this 1005-nucleotide messenger RNA. Its product is annotated as transmembrane protein 199. The coding region runs from base 70 to 729 and encodes 219 amino acids. Lineage: Eukaryota; Metazoa; Arthropoda; Insecta; Hymenoptera; Figitidae. The transcript has 2 exons. Gene Ontology annotation, biological process: vacuolar proton-transporting V-type ATPase complex assembly. The record is from RefSeq and is a predicted model, not a curated record. Gene Ontology annotation, cellular component: endomembrane system.
UUUCUCUUUUUUGCUUGAAAAUUUUAUUUUUCUUCUUUUAAUUUUCAUUUGCACAAAAAUUUGACUAGAAUGUUUGUCGAGCCAAUUAAAGAUCACACAAUAAAAAUAAAACCGACUACUAGACUUAUUGAAUUCGUCGCUAAGCAGGUAAAGAAAAAGGAUGAGGUGCCUGAUAAUAUUAUUGCAUUAAAAAGUUAUGGCAAACGACAAGAGACAUUUUUAACUUUAAAUGAUGUAAAGUGGUUGAAUUCUUAUUUAGAAAAAUAUCGAGAUUCUUCUAACGAGAAGGUUUAUUUGCACGAACUUUUGGAGAGUGCUAAUAUUUGUUUACCAACACCGCCAGUGAAACCAAAAAAUCCCGAACUUGUUGCACGAUUAGUAAAACUUCAAGCCCAACAAAAUGCUAGGGAUUAUGCAUCAAUGACAAAAACUGUUAAUCCAUAUAAAAAAGUUUUUCCUGAAGAUUCAAUAGCUGCACAAAUUAAAGAAAUGAACAAGCAACUUAUAGCAGUGGCGCAAUUUGUUUUUUCCGUUAUGGCUGGAUUUGCCUUUGGUUUUAUUGGUGUGGAAUUAAUUGUCGGCGAUUUGGAUUUUGGUUUUCGAUUAUUAUUGGGAAUUAUGAUCUCCCUAAUAAUUGCGCUAGCUGAAAUUUAUUUCCUAGCGAAAAAACUAAGUGAAGACGUAUAUGAUUAUCCGGAAGGUACCACCGGAAAAGUACAUCAAGAUUAAAUUUCAUAAACAUGAAUAUUUACUUAAGAACAUUAAUAUUUCAUUGUCUAAAAUCUUUCACGUCAUUGUAAUAGACUAAUUUUUUUAAGCUGAACAAAAAAAUCUGUAAAUAGCUUCAUUAUGAAACUAGAAUUAUUGUAAAUAUACGAAACAAAUUAUAUUAAAAUUUCUUCAAUUUUCUAUAAAUAAUGAAUACAUUUAAUAUUGUAAUUAAGAGAAUUAUUGUAACUCUCUCUCUCUACUUUAGGAGAUAAUAAACAAUAAUUUAAAAAAAAA